Messenger RNA from Pteronotus mesoamericanus, 2784 nucleotides. RefSeq names its product lymphotoxin beta receptor (gene LTBR). NCBI's taxonomy places the organism in Eukaryota, Metazoa, Chordata, Mammalia, Chiroptera, Mormoopidae. The transcript is spliced from 10 exons. Gene Ontology annotation, biological process: hematopoietic or lymphoid organ development; positive regulation of canonical NF-kappaB signal transduction; immune response. Bases 190 to 1458 code for a protein of 422 amino acids. Gene Ontology annotation, molecular function: ubiquitin protein ligase binding. The record is from RefSeq and is a predicted model, not a curated record.
CACUUCCUGAGCCUAGCCGCUGGAGCCCUGGAGGCCAGGCCAGGCCCGGCGGCUCUGGCCCCCCAGGGCACAUCAGGCUGAGUCCUGUCCCAGCCCCUGGGCUCCGGAGGCUGCUGCCACCGCUGCCCAGGAGGUCCAGGCCUCCCACCUUACUCCCAGGCCCUCCACCCGUCUGGUCGACUGGCCGCCAUGCGCCGGCGGCCAUGGGCCGCCUCCCCCUGUGGCCUGGCCUGGGGGCCACUCAUACUAGGCCUCUUCGGUCUCCUGGCAGCAUCCCAGCCCCGACUGGUGCCCCCCUACCACACGGAGAACCAAACCUGCCGGGACCAGGAAAAGGAGUACUACGAACCCAAGCAGCAUGCCUGCUGCUCCCGCUGCCCCCCAGGCACUCAUGUCUCAGCGGACUGUGGCCCCAGCCAGGACACAGUUUGUGCCAUGUGCCCUGAAAAUUCCUACAACGAGCACUGGAACCAUCUCCACUUCUGCCAGCUGUGCCGCCCCUGUGAUCAGGUACUGGGCUUUGAGGAGACUGCACCUUGCACCAGCAAACAGAAAACCCAGUGCCAUUGCCAGCCAGGAAUGUUCUGCGUCCUUUGGGACAGGGAGUGUAUACACUGUGAGCCACUCUCUGACUGCCCGCCAGGCACCGAGGCUGAGCACAAAGGUGAAGGCGAGCAGGCUGGUAACACCUGUGUGCCCUGUAAGGAAGGGCACUUCCAGAAUACCUCCUCCCCCAGCGCCCGCUGCCAGCCCCACACCAGGUGUGAGGACCAGGGCCUGAUAGAGGCAGGACCAGGCACCGCCCAGUCUGACACCAUCUGCAGAAACCCAUCAGAGACCCCGGAGAUACCAGGAACUAUGCUGGUGCUGGCCAUCAUGCUGCCGCUGGUCUCCUUGCUGCUCCUCACCACCAUCCUCGCCUGCACCUGGAAGAGCCACCCCUCUCUCUGCAGAAAGCUGAGAUUCCUGCUCAAGAGGCGUCCAGAGGGAGAGGAAUCCAAUAUUACUGAUGGAAACUGGGAGCCGCCCGGCGUCAACCCACAUUUUCCCGACCUUGUAAAGCCACUUCUGCCCAUCCCUGGAGACUUGCCCCCAGCCCCGGCCUGGCCCCCGACAUCCCCAGGUUUGGAGGUAGAUGCUCUCCAACAGCAGAGCCCCCUGAGCCAGGCCAGGGAGCUGGAGGCUGAGCCCCCAGAGCAAGGCCAGAUGGCCCACGGUACCAAUGGCAUUCAUGUCACUGGCGGGUCUGUGACUGUCACCGGCAACAUCUACAUCUACAAUGGACCAGUACUGGGUGGAGCACGGGGCCCCGGAGACCCCCCUGCUCCCCCAGAGCCUCCCUACCCCAUCCCUGAGGAGGGUGCCCCUGGUCCUCCCGGGCUCUCUACACCCUACCAGGAAGAUGGCAAAGCUUGGCACCUGGCCGAGACAGAGACACUGGGGUGCCAUGCCCUCUAACAGGGCCAAGGACCCAAUUUGUCACCCAUGCUUCAUGGUGUCUGAAAGAAGCCAAGAGGAGGGAGGCAUAAGAGCACCUUCUCACGGUGGCUGCCCUACCCGCACAGGUUUGACGGAGGGUCUGGGUAGAGCCCCAUGAGAGGCAAACCCCAAGGGGCUGGGCCUCAGACACGUCUUCGAGAGCAGGGCCAGGCACUGGCUGGGUACAGUGCCCAUCACUGGACUCUCACCGCCGCCUGAGCAGGCCUGAGACUUCUUUGCAGACCCCGUUGCCCACUGGGGCUGUACCAGCUCAGCUUCAGGCACAGGCAGAGCGUAUGAUGCCUGCUGCUGCCCACCAUGGCACUCUGCACCCAAAGCAUGGCACAGAAGGGAGCCAGCUGCACGGUCACUUGCAAGGACAUCACUGGGACCUCUAACAGAUUCAUGGCGCUCAUCCUCAAGCUUCGGAGGCACUUCAAGGACCCACAUUUCAUAUGGACUGAGGUAGACCCGGGAUGAAGAUGGAGUUGCAUGGAGGACCACCAUUCCCCUCCUAGAGAAGAAAGGGAGUCAUUAAAAACUGGGGUUUGGGGUAGGGUUUCUAGGUGAAGGAAGAGUUUCAGAGGGGGAGGAAAAUGGCAAGUGUAUUUAUAAAUUGUAACCACAUGCAAAUAAAGUGGAGACUGAGACCUAGAUAAUUUAUUUUCUGGGGAUUCACAUAGAAAUACUCUUCCACUGGGCAAUGUCAAAGGCAAAGGUCCAAACAUUAAAAUGUAAUCCCACAAAAGUAUUUCAAUAUGUGAUUCAGUUAAUAAUAGGAUUAGCCAGUGAUCACUGAAAACAAGCCAGGUAGCGUUUAAAUGCUUUACGAUAAUAAUGUAUGUCGACCUCACCACAUCCCCAUGAGCUAGACAUUACCAGUAUUCCCAUUUAACGACUAAGGAAGCCGAGGCAGAGAGAGGGCAAGGCAUGCCCCCAGUGCAACCGCAAAUGGCAAAGCUGGGGUUCGCACCUCGCUAGUCGGGCUCCAGAGGCUUCGGGGAAAAGCUCCACAUACCACACCCUUCCAGAAUUUCUUUGCACAAGUAAAAUGGGCUGGUUUUCUUAAAGAACCAGACUUCCUGCAUGUUCCACGGGCAUCGAGUCUCACAGCCACAAUGGAGAGUGAGUGGAAAAGUGGUCUGCAAGGAAUUUGAUUGAAGGGAAAAAUAUGACUUGAGACAUAGAAUGUGAGAGGCCAAAUCCCCAUCCUGUGGGAGCUGAGAUCUAGGCUGGCCUCCUUUCUCUCAGAAGGAGCACUCAUGGUUUUAACUUUGUUUACUUAUUGUUGUCUUAUUUUAUUUC